Messenger RNA from Rhodamnia argentea, 726 nucleotides. Its product is annotated as 10 kDa chaperonin 1, chloroplastic-like. NCBI's taxonomy places the organism in Eukaryota, Viridiplantae, Streptophyta, Magnoliopsida, Myrtales, Myrtaceae. The record is from RefSeq and is a predicted model, not a curated record. Gene Ontology annotation, cellular component: mitochondrial matrix. The coding region runs from base 146 to 550 and encodes 134 amino acids. The transcript has 7 exons. Gene Ontology annotation, molecular function: protein-folding chaperone binding; protein folding chaperone; ATP binding.
AACUCCGGCCCAAAUGCGGACGAAAACCUUCUGCGCCACUCGCUAUCCUCCUCGAGCUUGAAGGGACUACAAAGGAGGAGGGUUUUGGUUCUCGAAGCAGCCACUGCAACAGAGACGCCACACCAGCAACGGCAUCUCCUCAUCCAUGGCGUCCGCGUUCGUCACCGUCCCAAGACCCUUCUCCGUUAGAGCCGCUACUCCCUCCUUGUCGAACCAGAGGCUUCUCGGGCUGCGAAGAAGUUCUUUGAGAAUCAACGCGGUCGCUACGAAAUGGGAACCCGCCAAGGUUGUUCCGCAAGCUGACAGAGUCCUAGUUCGCCUUGAGGAGCUCCCUGAGAAAUCUGCUGGUGGCGUUUUGUUGCCUAAAUCUGCUGUCAAAUUUGAGCGUUAUCUGAUGGGCGAGGUUCUUACUGUUGGAACAGAAGCAGGGGUUGUGGAUGCUGGAAAGAAGGUGCUUUUCUCGGACGUAAGUGCCUACGAGGUGGAUCUGGGAGGAGAUGCCAGACAUUGCUUUGUCAAAGCCGGUGAUCUAUUGGCAGUGGUUGAAUAGAGAUUGCGUAAAAGCGAAUGUCAGGCAUUGGGGCAUGUUUUAUCAUGGGCCUCUGUAAGGUGUAAUGAUAAACACUCCUAUUUAAACAUCUCUUUUUGCAGUGAAUGGUCAAUAGUUGAUGUAGCUUCUUCAUGCUUUACGGCAAAAAGAAUCAAUCUGAUAUGCCUUUCUGAUCA